Messenger RNA from Emericellopsis cladophorae, 1092 nucleotides. RefSeq lists its product as uncharacterized. The record is from RefSeq and is a predicted model, not a curated record. Gene Ontology annotation, biological process: epoxide metabolic process. The transcript has 2 exons. Gene Ontology annotation, molecular function: epoxide hydrolase activity. Lineage: Eukaryota; Fungi; Ascomycota; Sordariomycetes; Hypocreales; Bionectriaceae. Bases 1 to 1092 code for a protein of 363 amino acids.
AUGGCUUCGCCAACAUCCAGUCUUGUCCACCCUUUCGAGGUCUCCAUCGCUCAGUCCACUCUCGACGACUUGCAAACACGUCUUCGUUUAACCCGCUGGCCGGACAAGGAGACAGUCACCGAUUGGUCUCAAGGUGUCCCACUCGCGGCUAUACAAGACCUUUGCGAGCACUGGCAGACAGGAUACGACUGGCGACGAUGCGAAGCGCUGCUCAACUCGUAUCCUCAGUUCACGGCGACCAUUGACGGAGUGGACAUUUACUUCCUGCACGUUCGGUCCAAGCAUGAGAAUGCUCUCCCUCUUGUGCUUACGCAUGGCUGGCCUGGUUCCGUCCUGGAAUUCAGGCACAUAGUCGACAAGCUCGUGGACCCCGAGUCGGACGGCGGCUCACCUGAGGAUGCGUUUCACCUCGUCGUUCCAGCACUGCCAGGCUAUGCCUUUUCUGGGAAGCCGACAGAGACUGGAUGGGAUUACCGUCGCACGGCGCGUGCAUGGGCAACGCUGAUGCAACAUCUGGGCUACGCAGACGACGGAUGGGUCGCCCAAGGCGGCGAUUGGGGGGCUCAUGUGGUCGCAAAAGUCCAGGUCCCAAUCCCCGAUACAAAGGGCGAGGAGCGAGCGAUGUGCCUGGAAGGCCAUCGGGAUGCUGGUCACCGCGGGUACUCUUUGCAGCAGUCAACAAGACCGCAGACUAUUGGCUACGGGCUUGCCGACUCACCGGUCGCCCUGGCCGCCUGGAUGUAUGAAAAAUAUAGAGACUGGUCUCAUCACGAUGGCGAUGUCGAGUCCGUGUUCAGCAAAGACGAGAUGCUCGACACGAUCAUGCUGUACUGGCUCUCCAAUUCGGGCACAUCAUCUGCUCGCUUCUAUUGGGAAUGCGAGUUCGACUCGACCGCCUGGCCGAUCAAUAUACCGGUUGGCGUGAGCUGGUUUGGCGGCGAUAACAGCUAUGCGCCAAAGCAAUGGUGUGAGCGGUAUUACACCAAUAUCGUCCAUUGGAACGAGACGCAAAGGGGCGGUCAUUUUGCGGCGUGGGAGGUGCCCGACGAUUUUGUUGCGGAGAUACGCGAGUGGCGAAGGAAGAUCAGGUGA